CUGUAUUUUUCUGUUUAUAACAUUUUAGGGGGUGUAACGCCAUGACCAUUUCUCUAAUUCAGAACCAGAAGCGUAGCAACAACAUGAAUAUGAACACUAAUCCAUUGUUCAGGAGAGAUUCAUUUGGCUAUUAUUCUCAUGAGCACCAUAAUUAUACAUUGAUGGAGAAGAGGCAAUUGUUUCUUAGAAGCUAUCAAUUUAGUAGAAAGAAGAGCUUUUCCGAGAGAAUCAAAGGCUCUUUUGUCCGUCUCAGAAAAGUUGUAAUACGAUCUGCUAGGAAACUCAGGAGGUUGGAAUUUUCUGUGUUUAAAAUCAAAUGUGGCUUCUAUUACCGAAGAUAUCACAAUAAGUUUCGGAAAAGCCAAUUUUCCUCGUGUUUAUAUUAGUGUCUAAAUAUGAAAUAUUGAUAGACACCUCAACAUCAAUGAUAAUUUGAGGAAAUAUAAAUGAUUGAAUGUAAUUAGAUAUAUCGAAGAUGCAAGAUACUCAGUCAUGCUUGUGCUAGAGUAGGUCCAUUACUAAUUAUCUCUUGUGAGAGAAUUGAGAGAAAUUUAUUUCAUUUGUAACUUUUCAUUUCAUGAUUUAUCGGUCACUGC
Medicago truncatula (barrel medic) is the source of this 596-nucleotide messenger RNA. RefSeq lists its product as uncharacterized. The record is from RefSeq and is a predicted model, not a curated record. The transcript has a single exon. The coding region runs from base 42 to 386 and encodes 114 amino acids. NCBI's taxonomy places the organism in Eukaryota, Viridiplantae, Streptophyta, Magnoliopsida, Fabales, Fabaceae.